AUGUUGAAUCCCCUCACUCCUCUCUUAUUCUUCUUCUUCUUCUUCUCCCUCCUCCCCUUUGUGGCCGCCAACGUCGAAAAAACCAUCUUCCUCGCCCCGCACCCAUCUCCCCUCCCCUCCACCGAUCCCACCCUCGACGACCUCGGCCUCAACCGCCUCUCCCCCUCCGCCCCAUCCCUAAGAACGCACCUAAACGCCUCCUUCCCGACCCCAGAAACCCCCGGCACGGACUCCUGGUUCUUCCUCGAGAACCUGACCCCGGGCCAACGCUACGAGGUCCGCGUCUGCUAUCUCGCAACGCAACCCACAAUCUUCACCCUCGACACUUACACCCUCGCCAACGCACUCGAUGACCCCACCCUCCUCGCAUCCGUGAGCCGCUACUCCGCCGCGCGGCUGGAGGCUUCGCUCCUGCCCGUCCGCCAGGCCAGUAACCCCAACUCCGAUGGAGCACGGGGGUCCGCUGGUGCGGGCGCGGGCGCGGACUCGGUGCUCUUCCUGCGCGUGCGCGCCGCGGCGGAGUACUUCUCGCCCGAUGAGGGGUUGAUGGAGCGGGUGCCGCCCGUGCUGGUGGAUGUGAUUCUGGAUCCGUUUCUGGGGAAUGUGUUCCCGCGGUCGUUGGUGGGGACGGCGGUGUAUGCGGGUGUGGUGGCUUUGUUGGCCGUCGGGGUUGCGUGGUGGGUCAUGGGGGUGGUUAGGGGGGUGAUGGAGAGGGAGGUUGGGUUGAGGGAUGAUGGGAAGAAGAUCCGGUAG
Messenger RNA from Aspergillus clavatus NRRL 1, 753 nucleotides. RefSeq lists its product as uncharacterized. Gene Ontology annotation, biological process: GPI anchor biosynthetic process. Gene Ontology annotation, cellular component: endoplasmic reticulum membrane; mannosyltransferase complex. The coding region runs from base 1 to 753 and encodes 250 amino acids. The transcript has 2 exons. Lineage: Eukaryota; Fungi; Ascomycota; Eurotiomycetes; Eurotiales; Aspergillaceae. The record is from RefSeq and is a predicted model, not a curated record. Gene Ontology annotation, molecular function: mannosyltransferase activity.